AUGGGGCUGCUUUCCUCCAAAACUCUCAUCCAGGCACAUGCCGUGCUCCUGGUCGUCAUUGCCGGGUAUCUGAUCAAGAACCCGGAGUUUAUCACCGACUCCGACCUUGUGUUCAUGAUGGGCGAGGCCUUGAAAAUUGACUUCCCCGCCGUCACUAGCCCCACACAGUCGCCCUUCGUCUUCUGUUCCGUCCUACUCUUCACCGGAGCCGUGACCGACUUGAUCCUCCUGACCAGUCUUCCCUACCACGACGCGUUGGACGAGGCCCUGCCCUAUAUUCGACCCCUGCGCAAUGGAAAUCUGCCGGCGGAGGACCUCCAAGUGCUUGCGAAGUUGCCGGAGUAUAUCACAAAGUCUCUGACGAUGUACUGGAAUGUGUGGGUCGGAAUUUCCGCGCUUCGGUUUGGCGUGUACGGUGGCAUCUCGUUCUUCAUCUACCAGGCCCGUGGCAGCUAUCUGGCGUCUUCUUAUAAUACGGCGGCAGCGGUGUCGGGCUUGGAUCGCCUGAAGGAUCGCGUAGUCUUUACAUUCGCGUUCAUGGAGAUGAUGGUAUGGUUCUGGGUAUUCGUGACUUGUCGUGAGGAGCGACAGCAGAAAUUGACCAAGCUACUGGAGGAUGCCCGUGAGGAGGCUCGCCACAGCUAA
Molecule: messenger RNA, 645 nt
Organism: Penicillium canariense
Lineage: Eukaryota; Fungi; Ascomycota; Eurotiomycetes; Eurotiales; Aspergillaceae
Exons: 3
Coding region: 1-645 (214 amino acids)
Source: RefSeq, a predicted model, not a curated record